CUCGCCCGGCCUCAAAGGCGGGCCCGCGUCCCCUACGUCCCCAACGCCCCGGCGCUCGUCGCGCGACCCCGGCCGGGGCCCCUACUACGGCCCCUACUCCUCCUCCGGCUCGGGCUCGCCCGUCAUCCCCCAACGGUCGCCCUCGACGCGCUCGCCCGGAUCGCAGCGCACGCGCAGCACGUCGCAGUCGCACACGACGACCGACUACGGCGAUAUCGUGGCGUGGACGGGCACGCUCGGCCUGGCGGGCAAAGCCCGCGACGACUCGACGGCGCCGACCACGCCGAGCUCCACGCCCGUCAGGGAGAAUAAACCGGCGGCGCCCGGGCAGGCGAAGCAGGAGGUCGCGGGGCCGCCGAAGCUGACGAUGGACGACGUGCGGGAGCGGGUGGCGCAGGACAUCGCGCUCCGCGCGAUACGCAAGGCGGAGGUCGUGGACGGGACGAAGGUCGGCGUCGUGCUCACGCUGAGCAAGAGCGGGGACGAGGCGUUCCUGCGCGGCGUCGCGGGCGCGGUGAAGCGCGUGCUGCUGCUGCAGGAGCACCUGUUCGCGAUCGCGACGACGCCGUCGCCGGGGACGAGGGCGGGCAGCGACCUCUCGUCGCUCGUGAUCUGCGGAUCGUCGCAGGACCGGGUGCAGCGCGCGGUGAUGCUCGCGUGCUCCAAGUUUUUGUCGAGGGUGGAGGAGGUCCACAACGAGGGCACGAAGUGGGUCGGGCUCGUGCACGAUAUCGGCUCGACGUCGUACGACGAGGCGGCGCUGAGAGACGUGGUCCGCAAGGCGGCGCAGAACCUCGUAGACCCUCGCAAACCGCCGCCUGGGUCGAAAGGGAUAGAUCGAAUAUUAUCUGACGCCCGCGCGAGGCUGCAGCGCCUGAGCCCGCGACAGGCCUAUAAAGAGCUGCAAGAUACGAGUGGAGCUAUACCCGUCAUACUGGUGGACAUACGGCCCGAGUCCCAGCGCGUCAACGACGGCGGGAUCCACGGUUCGCUCAUCAUCGAGCGCAACGUGCUCGAGUGGCGGUUCGACCCCCGGUGCGACGCGCGGCUGUCGAUCGCGGACCGGUACGACCUCCGGGUGAUCGUGUUCUGCCAGGAGGGGUACACGAGCUCGCUCGCGGCGGCGUCGUUGCAGGACCUCGGGCUACUGAACGCGACGGACGUCAUCGGCGGGUUCAAGGCGUGGAAGGAGGCCGGGCUGCCGACCGAGCUCAUGUUCGACGACUGAUGGGGUAGGUAGUACGUGCCCCUGACCGUUUUUGCCUCGUUCUCCAUCGCAAAUCGGGGACUGUUCAGGUACUUGAUCUUGUUGUUUGUAUUUUUAUUCGCACCGUGCGCACGAUACCAUGGCGAGGAGACGUGACCUCGACCUUCAUUAGAACUCGUCUUCUUACAAUACCCCUUGCUGUACUCGAGCCCGUACAUGAUUUGGAUAGGGAUAGGUACUGUUGUUGUUGGGACCCGCGGAAUGAAUAAUCUGCUACAUAAUCUGAUCAGG
Punctularia strigosozonata HHB-11173 SS5 is the source of this 1498-nucleotide messenger RNA. RefSeq lists its product as uncharacterized. The transcript is spliced from 3 exons. Lineage: Eukaryota; Fungi; Basidiomycota; Agaricomycetes; Corticiales; Punctulariaceae. The coding region runs from base 368 to 1228 and encodes 286 amino acids. The record is from RefSeq and is a predicted model, not a curated record.